UUCACUUCUCCUACGAUUAUCUUCCAUCUAUCUAACCCAUUGGCCCUCGAGUUAGCUGUGCAUGUUAGCCUGACCACCACCACCACCUCCAUUAACGCCAGCACCAUACCUUCAACAAAACAAUGUCAAUGCUGGCCAAGACCGAUUCCGAGGUGAGCAGCCUGUCCCAGUCGUCUCCUGCGAGGUCCCCUCGGCGGCCUGUCUACUACGUCCAGAGCCCUUCCAGGGACUCCCAUGAUGAGAAGACGACCAACUCCUUCCACUCCAGCCCAGUGCUCAGCCCCAUGGGUUCCCCUCCCCACUCCCACUCCAACUCCUCUCUCGGCCCCCACUCUCGGGACUCCUCCUCCACUCGCUUCUCCGCCUCCCUCAAGCCCGGCUCUCGCUCCAAGAACCACAGCUCCCAAAGGAAGGGUUGGAAGGCCUGGAAGGAGUUCGAUGCCAUUGAAGAAGAAGGCCUUCUUAACGAUGAUGAUGGGAACCCACAUGGCCUCACUCGCCGCUGCUACUUUCUCGCUUUCGUUGUCUGCUUCUUUGUGCUUUUCUCUUUCUUUUCUUUGAUCCUCUGGGGUGCAAGCCGUCCCCAGAAACCCGUUAUUACCAUGAAGAGCAUUUUAUUCGACCAGUUUGUGAUUCAAGCGGGUGCAGAUUUCUCAGGAGUAGCCACGAACAUGGUGUCCAUGAAUUCCACAGUGAAGCUUACAUUUCGAAACACAGCAUCAUUUUUCGGGGUCCAUGUCGCGUCAAUGCCUUUAGAUCUCUCCUAUUCUCAACUCACUGUAGCCUCUGGAACCGUACAUAAGUUUUAUCAAUCAAGAAAGAGUCAGAGAUCAGUAUCUGUGAUCCUGAAAGGAAGCAAUAUCCCAUUGUAUGGAGGGGGAGCAAGCUUGAGCAGCUUGAAUGGUGCACCAAUUGAGCCAGUGCCACUGACUUUGAAGUUCCUGGUUCGAUCGAAAGCGUAUGUUUUGGGUAAACUGGUGAAGCCCAGGUUCUACAAGAGGGUUGAGUGCUCAGUUAUAAUGGAUCCAAAGAAAAUGAGCAAGGCCAUUUCGCUCAAGAACAAGUGCACUCACCAGUGAAGGAAAAAUAAUACCACAGAUGCAUAUAUUGGUAUAUUGGUCAUGUAUUUUUUUUUUUUUU
Molecule: messenger RNA, 1140 nt
Organism: Juglans regia (Persian walnut)
Lineage: Eukaryota; Viridiplantae; Streptophyta; Magnoliopsida; Fagales; Juglandaceae
Exons: 3
Coding region: 123-1079 (318 amino acids)
Source: RefSeq, a predicted model, not a curated record